Messenger RNA from Plasmopara halstedii, 1362 nucleotides. RefSeq names its product gtp binding protein. Gene Ontology annotation, cellular component: cytoplasm. The transcript has a single exon. NCBI's taxonomy places the organism in Eukaryota, Oomycota, Peronosporomycetes, Peronosporales, Peronosporaceae. The record is from RefSeq and is a predicted model, not a curated record. Gene Ontology annotation, molecular function: GTP binding; ATP hydrolysis activity. The coding region runs from base 1 to 1362 and encodes 453 amino acids.
AUGGAGCUCAUCAUUGGAUGUGUCGGUAAGCCAAGUGCUGGGAAAUCAACGUUUUUCAACGCUGUUACUGAUGGGAAUGCGAAAGUUGGUAACUUUCCAUUUACAACAAUAGAACCAAAUGAAGGAAUUACAUAUUAUAUCACACCAUGUCCAUGUUUAAAGAAACAAAAGACAAGUGUAUGUACUCCACGUUAUGGAAAAUGUGAACAAGGAAUGCGUUCAAUUCCAAUCAAAUUAUUGGAUAUUGCUGGUCUUUUACCUGGUGCAUCACAAGGUGCUGGACUUGGAAAUCAAUUUCUUGAUGAUUUACGUCAUGCUCAUGUCUUGAUGCAUAUUCUUGAUGUUUCGGGUCAUACAAAUGAAAAGGGUGAAGAAACAAAAGGUUACGAUCCAUUAAAUGAUGCUGAAUGGUUUGAUUUGGAAGUAGAAGAAUGGAUUUUUAAGAAUUUAUGGACUCGUUGGACUUCAAUUGUUCGACGACAUGAAAGAACGAAAUCAAGUCUUUUAACGACAUUAAGUCAUCAAUUUUCAGGCUAUGGAGCAACAUCUUCACUUGUAAUGAAAGUUUUAGAUCAAAUGGAAGUGAAAGAACCUGUGGAUCUUUCACUAUGGAAAGAAACUCAAGUGCGUCACUUAGUUUCAAUCUUUCGAACACUUCGAUUUCCAACAAUUUUAGUAUUGAAUAAAGCUGAUCAAGGUGAUGAAACAGAUCGAAAUAUUGAACGAAUUGUUAACAAAUAUGGAAGUGAACGAUGUUUUGUAGCAAGUGCUGCAGCAGAAUGUUUUUUAAAACAAGCUUGUAAACUUCAUUUGAUUCGAUAUGAACCUGGUGCCAUGACUUAUACAACUUUUCAAGAUGAAAAAGAUCAAGUUGAAACGAGAUUUGAACCCUUAAAACCAAUUUUAAAGCCAAAGAUUGCAAAACGAUUAGAACGAAUUGCUGAUCUCGUGUUAUUUCGAUUUGGAAGUACUGGAGUUCAUGCUGCAAUUAAUGGAGCUGUGGGACUUGCUGAUAUUGUGAUUGUUUAUCCAGUUAAAUCAUUAAAGAGUUUUGCAACGAAUAUGGUACCAGGAAGUAGUAACAAAGGAAUCUUUGCCGAUGCGAUUCUUGUUAAAAGAGGAACAACAAUUAAAGAAGUAGCAUAUCGAAUUUCACAUUUUGUAGGUUCAAAUUUUGCCUAUGCUGAAGGGGAAGAUGGUCGACGUUGUGCUGAAGAUGAACGUAUUACAAGCAGUAAUUUCAUUCUCAAGUUUACAAUGAAUAUCACCUCAACUCAACAUGUUUCAACAACUUCAGUACAAGUACAGAAAGACAACAAGAAAGGAAGUAAAAAAAGUGGAAAAGUGAGUGCUCAAGAGUAG